AUGUACAGAGCAAUCAUGAACAAAAGGGCAGCGGAUGGAAGUGUUGUGAAAAAAGAAAAUUUGACAUGGACAGAUAAUAUGGACAAUGCUCUAGUUGAAGCUCUUGUAAAGGAAGAUGAUAUAGGUAAUCGGGCUAACCCUGAAGCAGCUGCAUUCAGGACCAAAAAGAUUUCAAAUUACAAUCAGUUGGAGAUGUUAUUUUCAGAUGAUAGAGCAUCGGGAUCAAAAGCGGAAACAGCAAAAGAAAAAAAUGCCCGAUUAAGCAAAUCCAAGGAAAUUAAAAUAGAAAAAAUUGCUGAUGUGGAAAAACUAAUGGCAAAUAAGGAGGUAAGUUUGGAGAACGUACACAAAGAUGAUGAUGAGGACAUUCAAAUAGUGUCAGUAACAGAUGUUUCACCUGAUGGAAGUUCAAAAGCAAAGAAGCUGAAGAGUAAAAAAAGAAAACUAGAAAGCAAAUUUCAAGAUGAAGAUGAAGUAGUAGUUGAAACUGAACCUAAACCUCAACCUCAACCAGAAUCUUUUGAACACAAUAUUGUGCAAACAUUUAAAGAAAUCGUUGAUGUUAUGAGGGAAGGGAACAAAUCUCGUGACUAUACAGGUGAGGAAAUCGAGAAAGAGUUAGAGUUGAUGGGUUUGGAUGACGAUGAAUUUGCGGAUGCUUUCAUAUAUUUAUCACGUAAUCAAGCCGAUGCUAGGACAAUUUUUAGUUCUUCAAUGAGGAUGAGGAAUAUAUUUUUAAGAAAGAUGAUGUGUGAAGCUAAAAAUUGA
Molecule: messenger RNA, 768 nt
Organism: Lactuca saligna
Lineage: Eukaryota; Viridiplantae; Streptophyta; Magnoliopsida; Asterales; Asteraceae
Source: the annotation of a GenBank genome assembly